This is a messenger RNA of Cydia pomonella (codling moth), 1391 nucleotides long. Its product is annotated as cytoglobin-1-like. The record is from RefSeq and is a predicted model, not a curated record. Gene Ontology annotation, biological process: oxygen transport. Lineage: Eukaryota; Metazoa; Arthropoda; Insecta; Lepidoptera; Tortricidae. Gene Ontology annotation, cellular component: hemoglobin complex; extracellular region. Bases 546 to 1253 code for a protein of 235 amino acids. The transcript is spliced from 4 exons. Gene Ontology annotation, molecular function: oxygen binding; iron ion binding; heme binding.
GAUAGACUACCCGUCCCUUUUUAAUUAACAUAGAAAAAACGAGCCAGAGGCCUACAGAUAAUAUAAAAAUGGCGUCUCCUGUAUUUUAACCUCGAAUCCCGUAUUUUCAAUGCAGUUUUCCCGUAAAACCGGAAAUCAGAUCUGGUCACCCUAUAUGGGCACCUGAUUCUGAACUUUGAUAUUGUGGAACUUAGAUUUUCAAUUGGUAGUAUUGGUACUAUUAUUGGUACGUCAUAAUCGUAUUGAUUGUAUAAAACACAUUUUUUAUUGGAAAGGCAAAAGGUACGUAUUUAGUUAGGUGAUUUGUUUACCGGGUGCGGCGCCUAGCGGUCACUGUUUGUCCGCAAAAACCACAAUGAUUUGACACAACUUGUUUUAUAAGUCAAUGUGGUAUAGAAUUAUUCAAUAAACACUUCAUUUUUAUUGCCCUGUACAUUCAUAAUAAUGUUUGAUUUCUAUGUCCUUCUUGAAAGAAACAAAUGAUUUUUACCUUAUGACGAACCCACCAGGAGACUGGUAACUGCUAAAAUGACUGCUCGUUAUACAUGCUCGUCGGUUUACAUGGUCGUAAAAACAUACGUGAUCAUUAUCAGCUAUCCGCGAUAGACGGCCAGUAUUAUUUUUGUCACAGAGUGAGUCGCGCGUCGGGUGCAUUCUCUCUUGUCUCCAUUAUUAUAACCUCAAUAUAUUCCAAAUACAAAUCACGCGGGGAAAAAGAGCGCGAAAACAAACGUCAAACGAAUUUCAGCAUUAUGGGGCACCUGUUAAGCCGCUGGUGGUGGGGCGGCGACCCCGAAGCUGCGAACCCGGUAUCGGGCCUAACUUUACGCCAGGUCUACCAGAUCCAAAUCACCUGGCAGCUCGUGAACGCAGACGCGGGUAAAUACGGAAUGGAGCUGUUCUUAAGAUUAUUUCGUGCCAAUCCAGAAUCAAAGACAUUCUUCAAAGCUAUCCGCGAUCUCGACGAAGACAGGAUAAGAAACAGCUACCAGUUCAAAGCACACGCCAUUAACUUCAUGUCAGCUAUUAGCCUGGCCGUGACCAACCUGAGGCAACCAGAAGUGGUUGUGGCUAUGAUGGAUAAGCUUGGAGAGUCACAUGGCAACAGGAAAAUUUCUACGAAGUAUUUCUACGAAACAAAAGCCGUCUUGGUUGGCAUGCUGAAGAAUGAUUUAAAAUUAACAAGCGAUCAAAUUAUGGCGUGGGAAUCAUUCAUAAGUUUUAUGUACAAACAUAUUCUUGAUAAGUUAUAGCGAACAAAAUUAUAUUUAACAUAGUUAUGUACUCGUAGAUUGUUUUUACUGUUAAGUACUGACUGAAAAUUUAAAUACCUUUUAAGUACUAUUGUUAUAUUUAUACAUACGUGUUAUUAAAUGUACUUUUUUUUACAA